Molecule: messenger RNA, 1470 nt
Organism: Vicia faba (fava bean)
Lineage: Eukaryota; Viridiplantae; Streptophyta; Magnoliopsida; Fabales; Fabaceae
Source: the annotation of a GenBank genome assembly
AUGGGAAGCGUAGAAAGAGAGAUGAAAAAUAUGAGAGAAUAUUUUAGGAGUGGAGUAACAAAGGAAGCAUCUUGGAGAGAAUCACAACUAAAAGGGUUGCGUCGUUUUCUUAUGGAAAAAGAGAGUGAUAUCUUCAAAGCUCUCAUGCAAGAUUUAGGGAAACAUGGAGUUGAAGCUUUUAGAGAUGAGAUAGGAACGUUGGUGAAGACUUUAAAUCUAGCAAUAAAGUGUCUCAAAGAUUGGAUGUCAAGCAAGAAUGCUAAUCUACCAGCAUUAGCAUUGCUAUCAAGUGCAGAAAUUGUUCAUGAGCCUCUUGGUCUUGUUCUCAUUAUUUCUUCUUGGAAUUUCCCCUUUGCACUGUCUUUGGAGCCAUUGAUAGGAGCUAUAGCUGCUGGAAACACAGCAGUGUUGAAACCUUCAGAGUUGUCUGCUUCAUGUUCCUCUUUACUUGCUUCUGGCAUUGCUACUUAUUUAGAUGAUAAAGCCAUUAGAGUUAUUGAAGGAGGACCAGAGGAAUCCGAGCAGUUAUUAAACCAAAAAUGGGACAAAAUCUUCUUUACAGGUAGUGCACGCGUGGGGCGCAUUGUGAUGUCUGCUGCUGCAACGCACCUGACCCCUGUAGUGCUCGAGUUGGGUGGAAAAUGUCCUGCAGUUGUGGACUCACUUUCAUCUUCUUGGGAUUUAGAGGUUAUUGUGAAGAGGAUUAUUGUUGGAAAGUAUGGGACUUGUGCUGGUCAAGCAUGCAUAGCAAUUGAUUAUGUCAUUGUGGAAAAGAGUUACUGUUCAAAACUGGUGGAAUUAAUGAAGGUGUGGAUCAAGAAAAUGUUUGGAGACUACCCAAAACGUUCGAAUACUAUAGCAAGGAUAGUUAAUAAACAACAGUUAGUUAGAUUGAAGAAACUUCUAACUGGUCCAAAAGUUAAAGAAUCUGUGGUUUAUGGUGGCUCAGUGGAUGAAGAAAACUUAUUUAUUGAGCCAACAAUCUUGGUGGAUCCACCACUUGAUGCAGCCAUAAUGAUAGAUGAAGUUUUUGGCCCAAUACUUCCAAUUAUCACAGUGGACAAGAUUGAGGACAGCAUUGAAUUCAUAAGCUCUAGGCCUAAACCUCUUGCCCUUUAUGUUUUCACCAAAAACCAAACACUACAGAAAAGAAUGAUAUCUGAAACAUCAUCUGGCAGUGUUACUUUCAACGAUGCAAUUCUACAAUACGCGGCAGAUAGUUUACCAUUUGGAGGAGUAGGUGCGAGUGGAUUUGGCAUGUACCAUGGAAAAUUCUCGUUUGACACAUUCAGUCACCAGAAAGCUAUUGUUAGAAGAAGUUUCUUAACUGAUUUUUGGUAUAGGUAUCCACCAUGGACACCAAACAAGUUUCAGCUACUUGAAGUCUCUUACAAUUAUGAUUAUAUUGGAUUGAUCCUUGUUAUUCUCGGAUUAAAGAGACCAUCGAAACGACAAAUCGUGCCUUGUUAA